This is a messenger RNA of Calidris pugnax (ruff), 1657 nucleotides long. Its product is annotated as selenium-binding protein 1-like. Gene Ontology annotation, molecular function: selenium binding. The record is from RefSeq and is a predicted model, not a curated record. NCBI's taxonomy places the organism in Eukaryota, Metazoa, Chordata, Aves, Charadriiformes, Scolopacidae.
AUGGACAGAUGCAGAGUUCAGUGCUACGACUACCCCACCUGCCCGGAUGUGAAAGCUCCUCGAGAGGAGGUUGCCUACGUGACCUGUACCUACAGGGAGACGUGCAUCGACCAGCCUGACUUCCUGGCCACCAUCGAUCUCAACCCCAGAUCUCCACAUUAUUGCCAGGUGAUCCACCGCCUGCCCAUGCCCAACCUCAAGGACGAGCUGCAUGCCUCGGGGUGGAGCACGGGCUGCACCUGCUUUGACAAUGUCUCCACCAGAAGGAACAAGCUGAUCCUUCCCUGUUUGAUUUCUUCCCGCAUUUACGUGGUGGAUGUGGGGUCCCAGUGCCGGGCCCCCAAGAUCUGUAAGAUGAUUGAGCCAGUGGACGUCUUCUGGAAGUGCAACAAGGGGUACCUCAACGUGCCUCGCAGCCUGCCCAACGGGGACAUCCUGAUUGCCAACGUGGGAGAUCCAGCCGGCAACUCCAAAGGUGGGUUCAUUGUGCUGGACGGAGAGACCUUUGAGCUGAAGGGGAACUGGGAGAACGAGUGUGAGGCCCCCCCAAGCGGGUACGACUUCUGGUACCAGCCGCGCUACAACGUCCUGGUCAGCUCUGCUGGGAUGGCCCUCAAACGCGCGGGACGAGGAUUUUGUCCCAGCGACCUGAAGAAAGGGGUCUACGGGCGCCGCCUGAACGUGUGGAACUUGUCCUGCCGCUCGCUCACGCAGUGCUUUGACCUGGGGGAGGACUCUCUGCCCCUGAGUGUGAAAUUCCUGCACAACCCCGAGGCCGCCGAGGGCUACGUCAGCUGUGCCCUGAGCGGCGUCGUCUACCGCUUCUACAAGUGCGAGGCAAGUGCUGUGCCAGCAGCGGGGGAGCCGGCCCGGCCUGCGCCCGCAGGAACGCUCACGGCGCCGUGCCUGUGUUUCUUGUGCAGAGGGAGAACUGCAGUAGAAGAGGUGAUUCGGAUCCCGGCCAAGGACGUGUCGGGCUGGAUUAUGCCCAAGAUGCCGGCCUUCACCGUGGACCUCAUCAUCUCCACGGAUGACAAGUACCUGUAUCUCAGCAACUGGCUGCACGGAGACAUCCGCCAGUACGAGCUCUCCAAGAACUGCAAGCCCAGGCUGGUGGGACAGGUGUUUGUGGGAGGCAGCAUCCUCAGGGGCGGCCCCGUGACGGUCUGCAGAGACGAAGAGCUGAAGUGCCAGCCCGAGCCCUUGGUGAUCAAGUGCAAGAGGGUGUACGGCGGCCCCUGCAAACUGCAGCUCAGCCUGGAUGGCAAGAGGCUGUACGUCACCAACUCCUUCUACAGCACGUGGGACAAGCAGUUCUACCCCAACAUGGUCAGGGAAGGCUCUGUCAUGCUGCAGAUUGACGUGGACACUGAGAAAGGAGGCCUGACGGUGAACAAGAACUUCCUGGUGGAUUUUGGGAAGGAGCCCAACGGGCCUUGCCUUGCCCACGAGAUCCACUUUGCCUGUGGGGAUUCCACCUCCGAUAUCCUGGCCUAGGGCGCCCCUGAGAGACUCCCUCCUCCUCUCUCUCCUGUAGUGCAGCCGUUAGAAAAGAGCGUAGGGAAAUUGGGUCUGGGGGUCCCCGUUCAUUGCUGGAGUCUCGAUUUGUGCUAAGGAGCCAGGGCAGCUCGGCCUCGUGCCAGGGUUUGGUUUGGGC